AUGAAAAACCAAGAGGUGGUUAUAGAAGACCAACCGCCACCGGUGCAAGUUUCCGAGGACACAAGUGCUCACUAUGCAAACAACUUUGAGUGGAAACAUAAGAAAGAUGCAAAGAAGUGGGCUCAAGAACAAGGGCUGAAAAAGAUGUGCAUCAUAGUCCAGAAUAAACAAGUUACUCCCACUAGCUUUCAAAUGGUUUGCGAGUGUAGUGAAAAGUAUGAGAGACAUUGGAAGAAGGGUAGUGAGUAUAAGCCAAAAACAACGAGGAAGAGGGGACGUUAUAAUACGAAGAAGUGCGGAUGUCCUUUUAAGCUUAAAUUUAAAUUUAACGACGACAAGAAAGUGUGGUAUAUGGAAAAAGUAGUCUCGGGUUAUCAUACUCAUCCUAUUCCGAAGAGUUUGAUCAACCAUCCUUAUUCGGCAAGGCUCAACACUUUAGAAAAAGAGUUAGUACGCGUGUUGAGUAAAAGACGUACAAGACCAAUUGAUAUUCUUAGUGGCGUGAAGGUGUUAAACCCCUCAAACUCAUCCUCACUGGCAACUAUCUAUAACGAAAGAGAAAAAUUUAGAAUUGAGUUAUGGCAAGAUAGGGUGCUUAUGCAACAAUUAUUAUUUUUGUUUGAGGAAGCAAAGUACUCUACCGCCCACGACACGAAUGACGAAGGUGAAGUGGAAUAUCUUUUCAUCGCGAAUCCAGAAUGUGUAGAGUUGACAAGAUACUUCCAUCAAAUUAUCUUUAUGGAUUGCACGUAUAAAACGAACAAGUACAACAUGCCGAUAUUGGACUUUAUUGGGCAAACAUCUACCAAGUCGACAUCUACCGUUACGUUUUGUUUCUUGAAAGACGAGUCGAAGGAAAGUUAUGAAUGGGCAUUGCAAAAGGUCCAGCUAUUGUAUCAAGAAGGUUAUACUCCUGAGUGUUGA
Papaver somniferum (opium poppy) is the source of this 924-nucleotide messenger RNA. RefSeq lists its product as uncharacterized. The record is from RefSeq and is a predicted model, not a curated record. Gene Ontology annotation, biological process: regulation of DNA-templated transcription. Bases 1 to 924 code for a protein of 307 amino acids. Lineage: Eukaryota; Viridiplantae; Streptophyta; Magnoliopsida; Ranunculales; Papaveraceae. The transcript has a single exon.